Molecule: messenger RNA, 4187 nt
Organism: Miniopterus natalensis
Lineage: Eukaryota; Metazoa; Chordata; Mammalia; Chiroptera; Miniopteridae
Source: RefSeq, a predicted model, not a curated record
UAAAUUUUUCAGUUUCAACAACCUGCCGUGAUUGAUGCUGGAUAAACCCCGCCCCCUGAGGGUGGCGCGAAUAAAUCGGUGGCCCAUUCCCUCCGGCCGGGGCCGCCGCUUUCUAGGCUGAGAACUUCCCUAAAGCCCGGAGGGAGGAGCCGGAGCGGGACCCGCCGUCCUCGCAGAGCCGCGCAUGCUCCGUCUCCCAGCGCGCGGCGCGGGCUGCAGGGAACAGUGUCCGCUUCCUCGCGAGGCUCGGCCUCUGGGGCCCGCUGGCGGCGGCGGCCUAGGGAGGCGCGGCGGCCGGUGGGCAGGUUCACUGAUGCUGAAGUACUAUGAGCUUUCAGAGCUUCUGGAGAGACUACAAAGUUCUGGUUGUUAUGGUACCUUUAAUUGGGCUCAUACAUUUGGGGUGGCACAGAAUCAAAAGCAGCCCUGUUUUCCAAGUACCUAGCAAGGACAACGUUCCUGAGCCAGAUAGUCUGGCACUUGCAAGUCUUCAGAAGGACCACAUCCAAAAGAAGUAGCAGGAUUGCAUUCUUCAGGUAAGUUGAUUUAAUCUGUAACCAAAUAGUGUGUUCCUGCAAAAUGGUAUGUUCCAACAAUGGGAAACCUUAUCUUUUAAAACGUAUAGAAUUCUGACAAAAAGAGCCGAAAUUGGUAAGUUACCUGUUGAUUUUAUUAUCCACAGUCAAAAUAUUAUUCUGUAGUUGCUUCUAGAAAAGUUUCUUCCACAGAGACUUGCUACUUACCUAGCAGAUCCAUUUGGAUGAAAAGAGAAAGGACAUUCAGUCCAUUACUUGUCCUGUCCUUUUCGCUAGCAGUGUCACCAAGAUCUUGAAUGUAUACAAAAGAGCAGUUGACUCCUUUCCAUAAAUCCAUUCCAGAGCAUGCAAAUCUGUAACUUGCAAAAGGUUCUUUUCUUUAUUAUUAUCCUGUUUUUUCCAAAACAAAACUAAUUGUAUUCAUUCCUUAGUAUCUAAUGUUUUAGCUUCAAAAUAAUUUGUUAUUUUUGAGAGUCACCAACACUUUCAAUGAUUUCUUUCUUUCUCAUUUUAUAAAGAUAUUAGUAGCCAGAAGAUGUGGGGAGGAUUAGUUGUAGGACAUCAAAACUGAAAAUCACUGAUUGAUAGGGUAAAACUACAGAAAAUUAGCUCUGACUGUAGCCAGAUAUUUAAAACAUGGUUUGUUCUUUGAUUCAGUGUGCUGUAAAACUUCUACAGCUAAACAUCAACUAUACAUUGGAGUCUCUGCAGUAGGAAUACUAACAGUUACCUUGUUUUCAUAGGUAUUAAUAAGCAGGAUUUGAUAUAAAUGUACUUCUUUUGAGACCUAAGGUUUCCAAGCAAACCAAAGUAAUAAGGAAAAACCCUCACAUUAGAUCUUGAUAUAACAAUAAGAACACUUGGGACUUCUUUAGAACUCAGACCAAGUUCUAUGAGUUUUGUAAUGUAGCAUUUCUCUUCUAGAAGCAUAUCAUAUUCAAGUAACUGUACUGUGAGCUUUCUAGCUGUGUUGUUGUGCCUUCCAAAAUCAUUGAAAUGUCAGCACUUUUUCUUGUAGGGAUUCAUUGAAGAAUAAAGGAAUGAAUGUUUAGUCUAAGUUGAUUUACAUUUCUCAUUUUCUUGAGGCUGUGCCAGUUAGUAGUUUCUUUCUCUAAAGAGGGAGCAGAGCAUUAAAAUAAAUUAUUAAACUGCAGUCUAUAAGAUGUUUUGGAAUUAUUUCUCUAAAAUGUUUUAUUUUUAUUUCCUAUAGAAAGAAGCAGCUUUGAAUCUGAGCUUGAUAUUGAAAGAAGAAAUGAAAAACACCAGUUGGAUUAGAAAGAACUGGCUUCUUGUAGCUGGGGUUUCUUUCAUAGGUGUCCAUCUUGGAACAUACUUUAUACAGAGGGCUGCAAAACAGUCUGUAAAAUCUCAGUCUGGAGACAAACAAAAGAGUAUCAGAGAAUGAAGUAAAAUUAAAAUUUGGAAUUACUAAUAUGUCAUUAAAUCAUUACAUGCUGAUUAGCUUCAUAAACAUGAAGCUAUUUAAUUUUAUAACCACAAUGCUGCGUAUUCAGACUGUCAUUCCUGAAGAAUACUUUUUUAAAAUGUUAAAUAGAAAACUAUGGUUAACAAAAUAAAAGCUAUCUUCACAAAUUACCACCUGAAGUGAGAUGUCUCGUUUGGAAGCUAAAAAGCCAUCACUGUGUAAAAGUGAACCACUGACAAGUGAGAGAGUCAGGGCCACCCUUUCUGUCUUGAAAGGAAUCAUAACCUCAUGCUAUGGCCCUUCUGGGAGGCUAAAGCAACUACACAACAGCCUUGGAGGCUCUGUGUGCACAACCUCACAGUCGUCAGCCCUGCUCGCCAACCUUUCCGUCACUCACCCCAUUUUAAAGAUCCUAACAACUUCCGUGCAGAAUCAUGUUUCGUGCUUCAGUGAUUGUGGUUUGUUCACAGCCAUUCUUUGCUGCAACCUGAUUGAAAAUGUUCAGAGACUAGACUUGACACCCACCACUGUCAUUAAAUUAAAUAAGCAACUUUUGAGCCUCUGCACCAGUUACCUCAAGUCUGAGGUCUGUGGUUGUCGAAUCCCAGUUGACUUUAGUAGUACUCAGACCCUCCUUUGUUUGGUAUGCAGUAUAUUAACAAGUAAGCCUGCCUGUAUGCUCACCAGAAAGGAAAUAGACCACAUCAGUACUCUGAUUCUGAGAGCCUUUUUGCUUACAAUUCCAGAAAACACUGAAGACCACAUCAUUUUAGGAAGGAGUAUAAUUGUACCUUUAAAGGGUCAAAGAGUUCUAGACUCUACUGUGUUGCCUGGCAUACUUAUUGAAAUGUCAGAAGUUCAGCUGAGGAAGAUACUGCCUAUCAAAAAAUCAGAUUCCCUCAAGGUGGCACUCUUUUGUGUGUCUUUAUCUGGAGACCUUUCUGAUACUGGAGAAGGAACUGUGGUGGUCAAUUAUGGGGUUUCUCUUGAAAAUGCAGUUCUGGACCCGUUGCUUAACCUAGGAAGGCAGCUAGUUAGUGAUCACAUAGAUCUUGUCUUGUGCCAAAAAGUUAUACACCCAUCUCUGAAACAGCUUCUCAGCAUGCAUCGUGUUAUUGCCAUAGACAGAGUUGGAGUGGCUCUGAUGGAACCCUUGAGUAAAGUGACAGGAACACAGCCUAUUGGUUCUCUCAGCUCAAUCUCUCCUAGUAGUUAUGGAAGUGUGAAGGAUUGGUCCACUGCAAAAUUUGGCUCCAAGUGGUUUUUUCAUCUCAUUCCAAAUGAAGCAACUGUCUGCAGCUUGCUUCUCUGCAACAGAAAUGACACUGUCUGGGAUGAGCUGAAGCUCACAUGUCAGACAGCACUGCAUGUUUUGCAGUUAACAAUCAAGGAACCCUGUGUUUUGUUGGGAGGUGGCUGUACUGAAACUCACUUGGCAGCAUAUAUCAGACACAAGACCUUUAAUGACCCAGAAAGCAUUCUGAAAGAUGGUGGGUGUACUCAAACAGAACUUCGACUAAUUACUGAAGCAUUUUGCAGUGCGCUGGAAUCUCUCACUGGCUCUUUAGAACAUGAUGGAGGUGAAAUUCUCACUGACAUGAAGUAUGGACACUUUUGGUCAGUUCAGGCAGAUUCUCCCUCUGUUGCUAACUGGCCAGAUUUGCUUUCAAAAUGCGGCUGCGGACUGCACAGCAGCCGGGAAGAACUCAGCUGGUCUUUCUUAAGGAGCGCUCGGCAGCCCUUUGCACCACAACCGUGCUAUCCACGUGAAGCUCCAGGCUCAGCCGACAGCCUGACCUUGGACUGUUUCACUGCUAAGCUUAGUGGCCUACAGGUGGCUGUGGAGACAGCCAAUUUGAUUUUGGAUCUUUCAUACGUUAUUGAAGAUAAAAACUGAUAGAAGGGAAUGGCAUGUUUAUAUUACAAAAAAAAACCCCAAACUAGUCAGGUGUUAAUUAAGAAAUAUUGAAUGUAUUUGUUCUCUUUGCAUUUUUGGAUAAAUGAUUCACAAAAUUAUAGGUUUACUUAUAUAAGGAAAAAAGGUAGGAUUCUUGAAUACAAAUACCAUACAAUAAUAAAAAUGUGAAGCAUUUUUAAAGAUACUGCAGUUAUCGUAAGGAUUCCAGUUAUCUUAAGGUACCACUGUAUGCUGCUCUAAAUUUUUGCUGUUGUUCUUUUGACAUCAUUCUAAGAACAUAAAUAAAAAAAUACCUAAUCUAUCCUAA